This is a messenger RNA of Hevea brasiliensis (rubber tree), 3066 nucleotides long. RefSeq names its product protein EIN4. Gene Ontology annotation, cellular component: endoplasmic reticulum membrane; endoplasmic reticulum. The record is from RefSeq and is a predicted model, not a curated record. The transcript has 3 exons. Gene Ontology annotation, biological process: response to ethylene; phosphorelay signal transduction system. NCBI's taxonomy places the organism in Eukaryota, Viridiplantae, Streptophyta, Magnoliopsida, Malpighiales, Euphorbiaceae. Gene Ontology annotation, molecular function: ethylene receptor activity; ethylene binding; phosphorelay sensor kinase activity. The coding region runs from base 516 to 2807 and encodes 763 amino acids.
GCUUAAACCCUUACUUCUCUCUCAGGAGAAACAGCACUUUCAGACACACUUGUUUGUCUCUCUUUCAACAGGAAGGAGAGAGAGAGAGAGAGAGAGAGAGAGAGAGAGAGAGGAGGUAUAAGAUCUCUUGUUCAACAUAUGUAUGUCUCUUUUCUUCUCCUCCUUCUCCUCCUCCUCUUCUUAGUGGGUUAUCGCUAUUGGCUAGCUCAGACAAUAUCUACACUGUUUCUUUCUUAAUUAAGAGGGCUGAUUCUUUCUUUUUUUCAUUUUUUUUGGUGAGUUUUGUUUCUUUGAUGGUUUUCUAUUUCCUUUUUAUGAGAAAACGGGUUUCUCUUUUCUGGGGAUGAUUUAAGAGGGAAAUUAAGUUUAUCAAGAAUCUAAAAGAUUUAGUUUUGACAUUGGAGGCUGAUAAAGCUUGGAUUUUGGUAGGUUUGUGACACGGGAGGCACAAGUCUGUAAGGGGCUUCUAAAAUUGAGGAACUUUGACAAGAAUAGCAAGUGUUUGGUUGGUUGCGAUGUUAAGAGCAUUAGCUCCUGUAUUAUUCUUUCUCAUUUCACGUCUUAUGAUCUCGGUCUCUGCCAUUGACAAUGAAUUCGUUAAUUGUAACUGUGAUGAUGAUGGUUUUUGGAGCGUGCAUAGCAUUCUGGAGUGUCAGAAGGUUAGCGAUUUUUUGAUUGCAGUAGCCUACUUUUCAAUACCCAUGGAGCUUCUUUACUUUCUUAGCUGCUCAAACUUUCCAUUUAAAUGGGUCCUCCUUCAGUUUAUAGCAUUUAUAGUCCUUUGUGGAUUGACACAUUUGCUCAAUGGAUGGACUUAUUAUGGGCCACACUCAUUUCAAUUGAUGAUGUCUCUCACCGUUGCCAAAUUCCUUACUGCUUUGGUUUCAUGUGCAACUGCAAUAACCCUUUUGACUUUGAUUCCUCUUCUUCUCAAAUGGAAAGUUAGAGAGCUUUUCUUGAAGCAAAAUGUGUUGGAAUUAGACCAAGAAGUUGGUAUGAUGAAAAAGCAGAAGGAAGCGAGCUUGCAUGUUAGAAUGCUAACCCGAGAAAUCAGGAAGUCGCUUGAUAAGCAUACCAUAUUGUAUACAACUUUGGUUGAGCUUUCUAAGACUUUGGAUUUACAUAAUUGUGCUGUAUGGAUGCCAAAUCAGAAUAGAACAGAGAUGAAUCUCACACACGAGUUGAGACCAAGUUCUAAAAAUUAUCACCUUUCUAUUCCUGUCUGUGACCCAGAUGUGUUAGAGAUAAAAGAUACCAAGGGGGUAAAGAUCUUGAGGCCAGAUUCGGCACUGGGGGCAGCAAGUGGUGGUGGCUCUGAGGAGGCAGGUUCUGUGGCAGCAAUUCGGAUGCCAAUGCUCCGGGUUUCAAAUUUCAAAGGAGGCACACCUGAACUAGUUGACACUAGUUAUGCUAUACUGGUUUUGGUUAUUCCAAGGAUGAAUUCUAGGACUUGGAGCUGUGAGGAAAUGGAAAUAGUGGAAGUUGUUGCUGAUCAGGUGGCUGUGGCUUUAUCCCAUGCUUCAGUUCUUGAAGAAUCUCAGCUAAUGAGAGAGAAGCUGAGUGAGCAAAAUCGUGCUUUGCAGCAAGCUAGGAAGAAUGCUAUGAUGGCAAGCCAGGCAAGGAACUCAUUUCAGAAGGUGAUGAGUCAUGGAAUGAGAAGGCCAAUGCACUCAAUUGUGGGCCUACUUUCAAUGUUCCAAGAUGAAAGCAUGAGCUUUGAACAGAGAAUUAUUAUUGAUACAUUGGUGAAAACCAGCAAUGUUCUUUCAACUUUGAUUAAUGAUGUCAUGGAGAUUUCAGCAAAAGAUAAUGGAAGGUUUUCAUUAGAUAUGAGACCUUUCCGUUUACAUUCAAUGAUCAAGGAAGCUUUGUGCCUUGCUAAGUGUUUUUGUAUGUAUAAAGACUUUGGUUUUGAAAUUGAUGUUCAGAGUUCUUUGCCUGAUUUAGUGAUAGGGGAUGAGCAGAGGACUUUUCAAGUGAUUCUGCAUAUGGUUGGAUAUCUAUUGAAUGUCUAUGAUGGAGGUGGAACUGCUAUAUUUCGGGUUUUCUCAGAGGGUGGUAGUGAGGGCAAGAAUGAUAGAAUGUUGGGGAUGUGGAAACCAAAUGCUCCAGAGGAGUAUGUGUGCAUCAAGUUUGACAUCGAGAUUAGGGAGGGAACUUCUUUGUUGGAUGGAUCAGUCUCAACCACACAUUCUUCUGGAAGGAGGCAAAACAGUGAUGAAGUUAAGGAAGGCUUGAGCUUCAGUAUUUGCAAAAAGCUUGUGCAGAUGAUGCAAGGUAAUAUCUGGAUAUCUCAGAACUCUCUGGGUUUUGCACAAAGCAUGACUCUGGUUCUCAGGUUUCAAGUCCGACCUUUUGGAAGAGCUGUAUUUGCCUCUGGAACUACCUCAGAACAACCAAAUUCCAAUUCUCUGUUCAGAGGCCUUCGGGUUAUACUUGCUGAUGAUGAUGAUGUAAACAGGACUGUAACCAAGAGGCUACUUGAGAAGCUAGGUUGUGAAGUGACUGCUGUUUCAUCCGGGUUUGAAUGCCUUAGUGCUCUUAGUUCUUCUGAAAAUUCUUUUGGUGUAGUUAUUUUGGAUCUUCAGAUGCCUGAAAUAGAUGGCUUUCAAGUAGCAAUGAGAAUCCGAAAGUUCCGAAGUCGUAAUUUGCCAUUGAUUAUAGCCUUGACUGCAAGUUCUGAGGAUCAUGUUUGGGAGAAAUGCCUACAGAUGGGAAUGAAUGGAGUGAUUCGAAAGCCUGUUCUCUUACGAGGGAUCGCUGACGAGCUUCGUAGAGUUCUGCAAAGGGCAGGUGAAGGAUUGUGAGAGCAAGUUAUUUAGAUAAUCUUGCAUUGAAAUGUCUCAAGGGGUCUUGGUCAUCUCACCAUUGAGGUCCAACAUGGAGACUGGUAUACAACAUGUAAACUGUAACUUUUUGCUAACCACUUCAUUGAUUGAACUCUAUGACUAGAACUUCAUAGAAUGAAUUAUACCUUGAUGUGAAACUUGUCAAACUCUUAUCUAAUAAUGAAAAAAACAUGAAUAUGAUUCGCAACAUUGAAGUAAUACAGACUGGCUUUUUUUA